Messenger RNA from Macrobrachium nipponense, 1619 nucleotides. RefSeq lists its product as uncharacterized. Lineage: Eukaryota; Metazoa; Arthropoda; Malacostraca; Decapoda; Palaemonidae. Bases 460 to 1269 code for a protein of 269 amino acids. The transcript has 5 exons. The record is from RefSeq and is a predicted model, not a curated record.
AGAGCACAGCCAGGAAAGUUGCCGCAGAGAAUACCUGCUGGCCCGACAGUCUCUUUCUCUCUCGCAGAGCUUCAGUCAACGGCAGACAGUUGCGGACGCUGGAUGUCGCAUCACUGAAGCAAACGACUGAAACCUGGAAUUACUUUUACAUUAAGAAAUUACUGCGUAUAAAGUUUAUUUACUUAUCAUUAGUGAAUCAGGGAAAGAUUCUGCUGUCGAUGUAUAAAAGAAAUAUCGGGAGGCAGAGUGAAAAGAUCUAAAUAACUAAAUAACAUGAAAACCUUGGAAUAUGAAGCAGUGGUUAACAAGAGGGAUGGUUUAAUCACGCGUAUCUACUAAAGCUUUUUCUACACUUCAUGACGAAGUUGUUUUUAGGUAAAACGAGGAGGCGCGACACUCACCAGAGAUCUCGAAAACUCAAGUCCAGGAUAAUCCGUAAAAAUAAAUUUUGUCGACAACAUGGAGUCGUAUGUCUUCAAGUCUGCAGCAUACCUCUCGACAGCUCUUGCCUUCGUCCUUUUGGCAACUGUCGAAGCCGUUCCUCUGGAAAAAGCAAAUUUGUGCUAUUUCAUCACCUGCAGGGAAAACUGCGAUCCGGACAAACCCGAAAAGUAUCAACCACAACGAUGCGAGAGGUGCACCUGCCUGGACCACGGUCUUGGUCGUUUAGAUCCAAAUUCUCUGUCCAUCCCAGAAAGAAUAGCAGCCAUGGAGUCUUCUAUAUCAGAGCUAAAAGCAACGACCGGAGUACAACUUUGUGUGGUAUUACUCAUGCUACUUGUAAUGGUUGUGUUAUUCGUCCAAGGUGCUGACAAUUUCCCAAAGCUUGAUCUACCAGUUUUCUUUUGCAAGAAGAAAAUGAUGAAAGCUUCUAAAGAUAACCCACCAACAAAAAACAGUAUUAGUGUUGCUGACACCUUGACAAUCAGCAGGAUAGUCGAUAAGCAGAGUGAAAGCAACCUUCAAUUAAGAACAUCAUCCAUGACACACUCAGCGCUAAGUGAUUCUAGCCUACAAGUCCGGCCUCCUCACUGCAGACUGAGACAACCGUCCGAAUCAUCUUGUCCCGAAGAAGGAAGUGAUAUUGGACCUCAAGGAUAUGACAACCUCGGUCUUUCAACUUCCACCAUUGACAUUACAGCCACCAAUAAUGACGCAAAUACCUCGACAGAUACACUAGGGGCUGGAAUCUCCACAAACACUCUACACACCACACUGCCUUCGGAGGACUACCAAGCUUCAGAUGAGCAUACCAACACGAGAAUGUGAUAUAUGUACAACCUUUACAUCUACGAUUCAGAUAUUAUGUUCCCUGAAAGGAAUAUUUUCUUACUGAAUAAAAAACAAUAUUUCAAACAACAAAAUUUCCAUAUUGUGUGAUCCCAAUAUGCUUUGAAAAAAAGUUAGUUUAAGUUGCACAUAUAACUCCAUAAAAACCUGAUAUAGUUGAACACAUACCAUACUGUAUUUUACAAUGCACUGAGCAGGUAUAUGCUAUUAGAAAACUUGAACCUUCAAACUAGGAACUAUUCUAUGAUAUGGAUGAUGUCUUUAAUUUUUGUCAAAAUUUCAAUUAUGAUAUUUUAACUUUAAAAGUAGAGAGAUCUCAUGGAAUAAUG